Micropterus dolomieu (smallmouth bass) is the source of this 6805-nucleotide messenger RNA. RefSeq names its product plexin A3 (gene plxna3). NCBI's taxonomy places the organism in Eukaryota, Metazoa, Chordata, Actinopteri, Centrarchiformes, Centrarchidae. Gene Ontology annotation, cellular component: semaphorin receptor complex. Gene Ontology annotation, molecular function: protein binding; semaphorin receptor activity. The transcript is spliced from 38 exons. The record is from RefSeq and is a predicted model, not a curated record. Gene Ontology annotation, biological process: semaphorin-plexin signaling pathway involved in axon guidance; regulation of cell migration; regulation of cell shape. The coding region runs from base 332 to 5998 and encodes 1888 amino acids.
UGUGUGUGGAUGGACGCGCCGCGGUGUUUCUUUCUGCUCCGGAUUAUUAUUUCUCCUGUGAGCGCAUGACAUUUGUACCUGUCCGGACUCCUCCCGCCGUCCACACCUGAGCCCAGCUCACUCAGGUUUCAUGUGAGGAGACGAAGAAGAAGAAAGGAGCAGCGGCAGCGCGUGGGACUGUGGAUUUAAAUCACUGAUUGGACUUUCUGCGCGUUUCCGUGCAGUCAUGCCCCAUUGAAGCUGACUCUUCAUCAGACCUGCAGCCAACUCUUCUCUCCUCCCCUCCUCUCCUCCUCCAUCCCUCCAUCCUCUCCUCCUCUCUCUGUCCACCAUGCUCCCAUCCUCCUCCUCCUCCUCUCCUCUCAUCCUCUUCCUUCUCCUCUCCCUCCUCCUCCUCUUCUCCCCCCUCCUCUCUGCCCCAGCUGUUCCUCCCCCUCCCUCCGUGGCGUCGAGCAGGGCGGCGUACAGAGCGUUCGACACCUCGCUCACCCACCUGACCGUCCACCGGAGGACAGGUGAGGUGUUCGUAGGCGCUGUCAACAGAGUGCUGAAGCUAUCGGCCAAUCUGACGGAGCUGAGGAGUCACAUGACCGGACCUGUGGAGGACAACGCCAAGUGUUACCCUCCACCUAGCGUCAGGGCCUGCGCUCACAGGCUGGACUCGUUGGAUAACGUGAACAAGCUAUUACUGGUGGAUUAUACUGGGAACAGACUGGUGGCGUGCGGCUCGAUAUGGCAGGGCGUGUGUCAGUUCCUCAGACUGGAGGAUCUCUUCAAACUGGGAGAGCCGCAUCAUCGCAAAGAACACUACCUCUCUGGAGCCAGAGAGGCUGAUGGGAUGGCAGGUGUGGUUGUCGGUGAGGACGACUGGACGGCCGACCCUAAGAGAAAGAAGCCCGUGAAGGGAGGGAGCCGCCUGUUCAUUGGCGCCGCUAUCGACGGGAAGUCUGAGUACUUCCCCACGCUGUCCAGCAGGAAGCUGGUGGCGGACGAGGAGAGCGUCAACAUGUUCUCGCUGGUCUACCAGGAUGAGUUUGUCUCCUCGCAGAUCAAGAUCCCGUCAGACACGCUGUCCCUCUACCCGGCCUUUGACAUCUACUACGUCUACGGUUUCUCCAGUCGCACGUACGUCUACUUCCUGACUCUGCAGCUGGACACGCAGCUGACGCAGAUGGAUGCCGGCGGGGAGAAGUUCUUCACCUCUAAGAUCGUCCGGAUGUGUUCCAACGACACCGAGUUCUACUCGUAUGUGGAGUUUCCUCUGGGCUGCACCAAAGACGGGGUGGAGUACCGGCUGGUGCAGGCCGCCUACAAACAGAAACCAGGGCGGCGGCUGGCCCACGCCCUCGGCCUGUCCGAGGACGACGACGUCCUCUUCGUCGUCUUCUCACAGGGUCAGAAGAACCGCUCGAACCCCCCCAGAGAGACGGUCCUGUGUCUGUUCACGCUCCACGACAUCAACCUGGCCAUGAGGGAGAGGAUCCGCUCCUGUUACCGAGGCGAGGGCCGCCUCUCCUUACCGUGGUUACUGAACAAGGAGCUGCCCUGCAUCCACACGCCGAAGCAGAUCGGAGAUGAUUUCUGUGGUCUGGUGUUGAACCAGCCACUUGGAGGUCUGAGGGUCAUCGAGGGAAACCCGCUGUACGAGGACCGCACGGAGGGCAUGGGCGCCGUGGCGGCGUACACCUACGGAGAACACACGGUGGUGUUCGUGGGAACGCGCAGCGGGCAGCUGAAGAAGAUCCGGGUGGAUGGAAUCCCACCGCCGGCCCAGAAUGCUUUGCUGUAUGAGACUGUGACGGUGGUGGAAGGGAAGCCGAUCCUGAGAGACAUGGUGUUCAGUCCGGACCAUCAGUACAUCUACCUGCUGAGUGACAGACAGGUGACCAGGCUUCCCGUGGAGAGCUGCGAGCAGUACGGCAGCUGCUCCGGCUGCCUGGGAUCAGGAGACCCUCACUGCGGGUGGUGUGUCCUCUUCAACAAGUGUUCCAGACAGGAAGCGUGUGACAAGUGGGAGGAGUCUCAGCACUUCAACACCCGGCUGGACCAGUGUGUCGACAUCUCCGUUACCCCGAGCAACAUGUCCGUCACCUCCCCGGCAACACAGUUGACCAUUCGUGUGCAGAACGUGCCGGCGCUGUCGGGGGGCGUGUCCUGCGUGUUCGAGGACCUGAGCGAAACCCCAGGAGAGGUGCAGGCUAAAGGUCAGGUGACCUGUCUGUCCCCGUCGCUGAGAGACCUGCCGACGCCCACACACACCUACGGAGAGAAGCGAGAGGUCCAGCUGAGUCUAUAUCAGGGUACUGAGUGCACUUCCUGUGUCAGCAGUGUGUUUCCGUGUCACUGGUGUAAAUAUCGUCACGUCUGCACCAACAACCUGCAGGACUGCUCCUUCCAGGAGGGGCGGGUCAGCAACAUGGAGGGUUGUCCUCAGAUCCUCCCCACCUCUGACAUCCUGGUCCCGGCCGGGAUGGUUCGUCCAAUCACGCUGCGGGCUCGUAACCUCCCGCAGCCUCAGUCGGGUCAGAAGAACUACGAGUGUGUGUUCAACAUCCAGGGAAAAGUCCAGCGCAUCCCGGCGGUCCGCUUCAACUCGUCCUGCAUCCAGUGCCAGAACACCUCGUACUGGUACGAGGGCGACGAGGCUGGUGAUCUCCCCGUGGAUUUCUCUAUUGUCUGGGAUGGAGAUUUCUUCAUCGACAAGCCUUCAUCUAUGAAAGCGUUGCUGUAUAAGUGUGAGGCUCAGCGCUCCAGCUGCGGUCAGUGCCUGAAAGCUCCUGCGGCCUUCGAAUGCGGAUGGUGCACCGAAACCAGGAAGUGUCUCCUGCGGCAACACUGUCCUACACCUGAACAGAACUGGAUGCACCACGGUCGCCACAACCUGCGCUGCAGCCACCCGCGCAUCGCCAAGAUCGACCCUCUGACAGGUCCUCGGGAGGGGGGGACGCGGGUGACGAUCGAGGGGGAGAACCUGGGUCUGCAGGUGAAGGAGAUCGCUCACGUUCAGGUUGCCGGAGUCCGCUGUAACCCCGUCCCCUCGCAGUACAUCAGCGCCGAGAGGAUCGUGUGCGACAUGGCCGAAGCUCUGCUGCCUCACUCUCCGGGCGGUCCGGUCGAGCUCUGCAUCGGCGUCUGCAGCGCCGAGUACCGAACCCUCUCCACCCAGACCUACUCCUUCGUGAGCCCCAGUUUCAGCCGUGUUCGUCCAGAGAAGGGGCCUGUUUCUGGGGGAACCCGACUGACGGUGACGGGUCGACAUCUGGACGCCGGCAGCACCGUCACCGUUUACAUCGACAAGGAGGAGUGUCUGUUUGUCAAACGGACCAAUCGGGAAAUAAUCUGCAUAACACCCGGCUCCCUAACCGGCUCUGGCCCCGCCUCCAUCCGCCUGAUGAUUGACAGGGCCGAGGUGACGAGCUCGGAGACCAAAUACAUGUACACAGAGGACCCGACCAUCACCGGCAUCGAGCCAAACUGGACCAUCCUCAACGGCAGUACAGUGAUAACAGUGACAGGAACCAACCUGCUGACCAUCCAGGAGCCCAAAGUCAGAGCCAAGUACGGAGGAGUGGAAACCAACAACUUCUGCUCUGUAGUCAACGACAGCACCAUGACGUGUCUGGCUCCUGGUUUGGUCUACAGUAAACCCACCCCGCCAGAGGGGGCGCUGCGGCCCGACGAGUUUGGCUUCGUCUUUGACCAGGUCUCCUCUCUGCUGGUCCUGAACUCCACCCCCUUCACACACUACCCCAACCCGACCUUUGAUCCCCUGGGGAAUUCUGGGAUCCUGGAGGUCAAACCAGGGUCACCCAUCAUCCUCAAGGGUAAGAACCUGAUCCCUCCGGCUCCGGGGAACAACCGCCUGAACUACACGGUUCUGAUUGGAGAGUCUCCCUGCCUGCUGACCGUGUCAGAGAACCAGCUGCUCUGUGAUUCGCCAGAUCUCACGGGAGAACAGCGAGUGCUGAUCCUAGUCGGCGGUCUGGAGUAUUCCCCGGGUACGCUCCAUAUCUACUCCGACAGCGCCCUGACGCUUCCCGCCAUCAUCGGCAUCGGAGCUGGCGGAGGCGUGUUGCUAAUCGCGAUCAUCGCGGUGCUCAUCGCCUACAAGAGGAAGACUCGCGACGCCGACCGGACGCUGAAACGCCUCCAGCUGCAGAUGGAUAAUCUGGAGAGCCGGGUGGCGCUAGAGUGCAAGGAGGCGUUUGCAGAGCUGCAGACGGACAUCCAGGAGCUGACCAACGACAUGGACGGAGUGAAGAUCCCCUUCCUGGAGUACCGGACCUACACCAUGAGGGUCAUGUUCCCUGGAAUAGAAGAACACCCCGUCCUCAAAGAGCUGGACUCUCCAGCUAACGUAGAGAAAGCUCUGCGUCUCUUCAGUCAGUUACUGAACAACAAGAUGUUCCUGCUGACCUUCAUUCACACUCUGGAGGCUCAGAGGUCGUUCUCCAUGAGGGACAGAGGGAACGUCGCUUCGCUGCUGAUGGCUGCUCUGCAGGGUCGGAUGGAAUAUGCUACAGUGGUGUUGAAACAGCUGCUGGCCGACCUGAUUGAGAAGAACCUGGAGAACAGAAACCAUCCCAAGCUGCUGCUGAGGAGGACGGAGUCUGUAGCCGAGAAGAUGCUGACAAACUGGUUCACCUUCCUGCUGCAUCGGUUCCUCAAGGAGUGUGCAGGCGAGCCUCUCUUCAUGCUGUACUGUGCCAUAAAGCAGCAGAUGGAGAAAGGCCCGAUCGACGCCAUCACCGGGGAAGCUCGCUACUCUCUGAGUGAAGACAAACUCAUCAGACAGCAGAUCGACUACAAACAGCUGACUCUGAUGUGUAUCCCUCCGGAGGGCGAGGCCGGGACGGAGGUGCCGGUGAAGGUGCUGAACUGUGACACGGUGACUCAGGCCAAAGACAAACUGCUGGACGCCGUCUAUAAAGGAAUCCCGUUCUCUCAGAGACCUCAGGCCGACGACAUGGACCUCGAGUGGCGUCAGGGCCGACUGACCAGGAUCAUCCUGCAGGACGAGGACGUGACCACCAAGAUAGAGAGCGACUGGAAGAGGCUGAACACACUGGCACACUACCAGGUAACAGACGGCUCUCUGGUGGCGCUGGUCCAGAAGCAGGUUUCUGCCUACAACAUCGCCAACUCCUUCACGUUCACCAGAUCGCUGAGCAGAUACGAGUCGUUACUUCGGACGUCCAGCAGUCCUGACAGUCUGAGAUCCAGAGCUCCGAUGAUCACCCCGGACCAGGAGACAGGAACUAAACUGUGGCACCUGGUGAAGAACCACGAGCACAGCGAUCAGAGAGAAGGAGACCGAGGCAGCAAGAUGGUUUCUGAGAUCUACCUGACCAGACUGCUGGCCACCAAGGGGACGCUGCAGAAGUUUGUGGACGACCUGUUUGAGACGGUGUUUAGCACCGCCCACCGGGGCUCUGCUCUCCCAUUGGCUAUCAAAUACAUGUUUGACUUCCUGGAUGAGCAGGCCGACAAACGACAGAUCAGCGACCCGGAUGUUCGGCACACCUGGAAGAGCAACUGCCUUCCUCUCAGGUUCUGGGUGAACGUCAUUAAGAAUCCUCAGUUUGUGUUCGACAUCCACAAGAGCAGCAUCACUGACGCCUGCCUGUCGGUCGUCGCUCAGACCUUCAUGGACUCGUGCUCGACGUCUGAACACCGGCUCGGCAAAGACUCUCCGUCCAACAAGCUGCUCUACGCUAAAGACAUCCCCAACUACAAGAGCUGGGUGGAGAGGUACUACAGGGAUAUUGCAAAGAUGCCCAGCAUCAGUGAUCAGGACAUGGACGCCUACCUGGUGGAGCAGUCCCGUCUCCAUGGCAACGAGUUCAACACACUGAGCGCCCUCAGCGAGCUCUACUUCUACAUCAACAAGUACAAGGAAGAGAUCCUGACGGCGUUGGACCGGGACGGGUAUUGUCGCAAACACAAACUGAGGCACAAACUGGAGCAAGCCAUCAACCUGAUGUCUGGGAGCAGCUGAGAGGAGGAGAAGGACUGAUGGACCGAUGGAUGGAUGAGGGGAUGUGGAAGAAGAAUGGGGGAGGAGGAAGUGAGGGCGUUUUAUUUUUCUGAACUGUUUGAACAGUCAGCUGAACUGCUCAGUGUUGGACCGAACUGACAGCCACAGCUCCGGCUCUUUAGCAAUCAAUCCAUCAGCAAUUUAUUUGUCAACUGAUCGAUUGAUUGAUUUGAAGACUGAUUAACUGGCUAGCUGGGGCCCCAACUACCUCCGUUCGGUGGAUUUUUGGGGCAGAAAAUCAGUUUCCAAACCGAUUUGGAUACAUUUACAACAUGACUUCAACGUGGAAUGGAGUCAUUUUGAGGCAAAAAAUGAACCUUCUUGAUGCAUCUGUCGGUUUGGAUUUGGAUUUAAAUUCACUGCAGUUGUAAGCAGGGAUCGAAGCAAGCGGGCGUGGCUGUGGAAAAACCUGGAAACGAGGCUAAAGACUGAGUUAUGUUUAACCACACGAUGGAUGUGAAAUGAGGACUAAUCGACCUGACUUCAGGAUUCACAGCCUGGAACUGUCUGCACGCUGGGUCGAAGAGUAAAAGGUCAAGUCACGUUUCCGUCAAGGCUGCUGACUUCACCUUGUUCUGGUCUGAAGGAUCGAGAAACUAAGAUGAUGGUCAGAAGGUCACAGUAAGAUCGCAUCAGGCUCAACCUUUGGAGCCUCUUUGUAGUCUGGAUGAAUCCGGGCUGAAUAAUAAAAGGUUGAGUCGAAGCUUACCGCAGAAGGUCAAAGCCUCUGUACUGAUGCGGUUAGUUUGGACCAUUUACCCUCACCUU